Scatophagus argus is the source of this 1995-nucleotide messenger RNA. RefSeq names its product homeobox protein MSX-2-like. Gene Ontology annotation, biological process: regulation of transcription by RNA polymerase II; embryonic morphogenesis. Gene Ontology annotation, cellular component: nucleus. The transcript is spliced from 2 exons. NCBI's taxonomy places the organism in Eukaryota, Metazoa, Chordata, Actinopteri, Scatophagidae. The record is from RefSeq and is a predicted model, not a curated record. Bases 657 to 1397 code for a protein of 246 amino acids. Gene Ontology annotation, molecular function: DNA-binding transcription factor activity, RNA polymerase II-specific; RNA polymerase II transcription regulatory region sequence-specific DNA binding.
GCUUUUGUUAAGUGGAAGUACAGCUCUUAAGAUGUCACACUGAUGCUUUUCAUCCAGGUGCUGCUGAUGCUCAGACACACAGCCAAGACAAUCCACCAGCCUAAUUGCAGGAUGGAGUAGAGUUUAGCAGACAUAGGAUUGAUUUACUUAUAUUGACAGUCUUUUUUCCACACACACAAAAAACAGACUUCAGACUCAUCCAAAAUUCCCCUUUGCAUUAACUAUUUUCCUGUGCUUUCAGUGUCAACUAAGGGUUUGCAGUUUGCAGAGAAACUAAAAUACUAUCCAUUACUGUCAGUCAUUAUUAUAAAACACUGUGAGGUAUUUUCAAAGAACGAUCUUGUCCCUGUGUAAUUAUUGCUAAAUGAGGCUGAUGUGCAGCUGACCUGCAGUCUGGUUGGGGGUGUGGCACCACAGGGAUUCCACACCGCCCAAUCACAAGUCUUCCCCCAACCUCGAGAUCAGGACGCACCACCAGCUCAAAGUCCCGAGUACCUCCCAAAGCUUUUCCAGCACACAACUUUGUCAACUUUGUAACAACGUCUUCCAAAAUCCCAAACGUGUGGACGCUGCAUGUUUGCACUCCGUGACAAAAAAAAAGUUAUGUGUCUUCUGGAUCGAAAAUAGAUAUCGAUCCCGGCCCCAAACAAGAAAGCAUGUCUUCCCCUGGAGACUGGAGAGGCGAGUUUUCGGCAGAUAAGGAUGUACAGCCGCCUCGCAUCAAGAAGCGCGCGGCGCAGGUGUCGUUCCUGCCCUUCAGCGUGGAGGCGCUCAUGUCGGACACGAGGCCGCUGAACGCGACGGACAGGAAAGAAGGACGUUACUUUUUGACCGAUCAUAAAGCCCACAGGCCGGAUGAGCUCAGCCAGCAGUUAGUGUCUAUCAAAUCAGAGCCAUCGGAACGAGGAGACUGUACGUCCAGCCCCAUUGAGAUGUCAACACCGCCCCGGCCGCUCAGUCCAGCACUCUGCCCCUUGAGGAAGCACAAGACCAAUCGCAAGCCUCGCACUCCCUUCACCACCUCGCAGCUCCUGGCCUUAGAGAGAAAGUUCCAGCAGAAGCAGUACCUGUCCAUCGCCGAGCGAGCCGAGUUCUCCUCCUCCCUGUCGCUGUCCGAAACCCAGGUCAAGAUCUGGUUCCAAAACCGGCGAGCCAAAGCCAAGAGGCUUCAGGAGGCCGAGGUGGAGAAACUCAAAGUAGCAGUUGGCAUCGGGCCCAAAGCUGUAUUCCACCCGUUUUUCUCGUCCUUUGGUUUACCCCUCAGCGUUAACCUGCAGGCUCGCUCAGCAGCGCUCUAUGGACUGGGGUGCUCGUACAGCCGCAGCCCCAUUCUACCUGCUGCACAUCUGGCCAUGUAUGCCUCGCAGGUUGGCCACAGCCUGAUCCACCUCUCCUGAGAGGAAGCAGCAUUUUACUGACAAAGUGCUGUGGGUAUGGAUGUGUGUUUACAGAAAAGGGGGACUAGACUGCAUCAUGAAGCCCUGCACCUUAUAGAAGACUUGAUUAUGAAUCUGAAAUGGAGCUGAAGCUUCAUGAUCUUCACAGGGCCAGUGGAAGGAUACAGCAUCUCAUCUCAAGCUCCUGCUUGUUCUGUUGUCACUGAUUCAGCAGAGGCUGUUGAUAAUGGAUGGUAUAUUGAUCAGGCCACGAGUGUCUGAUUAUUGUCCUGAAUACCAGAUUGCAUUUGUUGUAACCUUUAUCAUUUGUAUUUCUGCUCCUCUUGUAUUUCCUGAAAGAUUCCAGCACUGGGAGUAUUUUUCACUUAGUUAGCCUUGAAUAUACAGGGCUAUUUUAUGUUAUACAUUGUACUCCUCUUAAAAUAAGAGUCUGUAGUUGGUGAAGUGCAUGCUAAAAGCUGAAGCAUUUCCAAAUGACAUAUAUUUAUUUAUGAUAGCCCCUAGAUUCAUUUAUAUCAUGAUGCUUAUCUGCAUUUUUAAAAGCUAAUAUUUUAUAUAUAUAUAUAUGACAUUGCAUUAAAGCUUGUUGCUAACUCUG